Molecule: messenger RNA, 1008 nt
Organism: Talaromyces amestolkiae
Lineage: Eukaryota; Fungi; Ascomycota; Eurotiomycetes; Eurotiales; Trichocomaceae
Exons: 4
Coding region: 1-1008 (335 amino acids)
Molecular function (GO): oxidoreductase activity
Source: RefSeq, a predicted model, not a curated record
AUGGCUUCUUUCACCGUCGACGGGUUGACCGUCACACCCAUAUUGAACGAAACCUUUGGGGCAGAAGUCUCAGGCAUUGACUGGGAACAAGUACCUCUUCCAGACGCCACUAUAAAGACCCUAAUAACCCUCCAAGAUAGAUACGCCGUCCUUAUAUUCCGCAACACCGGUCUCAACAACGACCGCCACGUCGCCUUCAGCCAACAACUCGGCGCCCUCGAAGUAAAUCCCGUCUGGGGAAACACCACACGCGUCAAUAACCAAUAUCUGUUUGACGUCAGCAAUUUCGAAGCAGACGGCAGUAUCGCAAAAAGGGGCAGUAGGCGAUGGGCGCAUUCUUUGGGUAAUGCGUUGUGGCAUACGGACUCUGCGUUUAAUCAACAUCGCGCGAAAUAUUCGCUUUUAUUGGCGCAUAGUGUGCCUGGAGAGGGGAAAGGGACGACGGAGUUUGCGGAUACGAGAAGGGCGUGGAGUGAAUUGCCUGAAGAGCGGAAGGAAAAGUUUAGGGAUGUUAUUGUUGAGCAUGAGCUAUGGCAUUCUCGCCGCCUGGCCGCGCCAGAAGAAUACAGCGAACUCACGCCCGAAGAACGAGGCAAGAAACCGCCAGCAUACCACCGACUAAUCCAGAAGACGCCCAAUGGCGAAGGGGAGACAUUCUUCCUUGCAGCGCAUUCGAAACGGCUCUUUAGCAAGGAUGGUCAAGAGAUGUCAGAUAGUCAGAAGGAGAUUUGGGACUUGAUUGGGCAUUGUACGCAGGAGAAGUAUAAGUUCGUCGCAGAGUGGAAGUCGGCUGGCGAUCUGAUGUGGUGGGAUAAUCGGCAGUCGAUGCAUCGCGCCAGUGCGUAUGAUGAGAAGAUGGGGGCUAGGGAUGUGAGGAGGUCGACUGUCUAUGACGAUGGGGACGCUGCCAUGGGAGUUGCUGCGCCAGUUGGAGCGUUGACAACUCCAGUCACAAAGACGGAGACUGUUGUUUCUGUGACGUCGGUUGAGCAGGUUCAUAUUAUGUAG